AAAAAGGAGAAGAUACAAGAAAACAAUAACAGGAAGUAGAUGAAAAGCAUUCCUGGCUAUGAUGCGGUUGAUAUUCGUUUCCUUCAUACAUCUAUCUCCAGAAGCGUUCCCAAUCUGCCAAUUGAUCAACAGCUCUCGGCAGCUCCGCUAGGGAAUCCGCGCCUCAUUCAGAGGAAUCAUCCUUUUACCAGGAAAAGGGAUAAAGAAAUAGAUAAAUUGAAAAAUUGAAAAUAAAAACCGCAGCCAUGUCUUCCUCACCUACACCCAUGGACCAUCCGGCCUACGAGGUCCCCGCGGAAACCCUCAACCACUUCCAAUCGGACCCCUGGACCUCCAGCUUCCUUAACCUCUCCACCCACACCGCCGUAGAAACAUACUCCAGAUCCUCCGACCUUUCAACCGGCGAAGACGCCUUCUUUGCCCACACAAUCGGCUCGCUAACCACAAUCCCCUACUGCCUGACCCUGCGCAAGAAGCACCCAGACACACCCCCGACAAAACCGCCAUAUACGACUUUCCCCCCCCCGGCCACAGGCCCCAACGCACCCAAGACAACCCCAAUCCAUUCAAGCAAAGUCGACCUCUUCGCGCUCUUCGCGCUCGGCUCGCCGGGCAUAAGCGGCCACCCAAGCACAGCACACGGCGGCGUUGUCGCCACCUUACUUGACGAAAUCAUGUCCCUAGCCGUCUCGCUACAUAUCCCGGGCUACCACGAGAACGAGGGCGUGGAGCGCGCGCGGCUAUACACGGCGCAGCUGGAUAUUAGGUACCGGAAACCCGUGCGGGUUCCCGGCAUGGCUGUUGUGAAGGCGUGGUGUGUGGCGAGGGAGGGGCGGAAGGUUUUCAUGCGCGGACAGCUUGUGCAGGAGGAAGGGGAGGCUAAGGGGAGGGGGAAGGGCCAGCUUGAAUGGGUUAAGAGGAAGAUUGUUUGUGCGGAGGCGUAUGGGGUUUGGGUGCAGGCAAGGGCGGGGAAGUUAUGAUUCUUACGGUUUUUCUUUUUGGAUUUCACUGCAUAUAUAUUUAUAGAAUUAUUCUUGUAGGUACUCUUGUAGAACUGGUCUCGAGGGAUUUGAGGGACGAUGGACAAGUUUGUACAGGGGCAUAGAUAAUACGUUACCCUCGCCCUAUCCAUAGAGGUUACUUGGCGCAUUUUAUUGGAUAUUUUCUUUCUGAUCAGAUCACGGAGCGAAUGCAUGCGCCCUGCACUCUUAUUACAGCACAUAACCUCCUCGAAUUCGGCUUCGCAAAAAGACGCAAUGAAUCAAUUAGUCCGAACUUUCUUUUACAAUUUUUACUCUCCUGUUUAGUUAUACUGUUAUCAUUACUUCAGGAUAGUCUUAUGGUCAG
Molecule: messenger RNA, 1347 nt
Organism: Blastomyces dermatitidis ER-3
Lineage: Eukaryota; Fungi; Ascomycota; Eurotiomycetes; Onygenales; Ajellomycetaceae
Product: thioesterase
Exons: 1
Coding region: 246-980 (244 amino acids)
Source: RefSeq, a predicted model, not a curated record